Molecule: messenger RNA, 532 nt
Organism: Cyprinus carpio (common carp)
Lineage: Eukaryota; Metazoa; Chordata; Actinopteri; Cypriniformes; Cyprinidae
Product: guanylate cyclase soluble subunit beta-2-like
Exons: 3
Coding region: 23-532 (169 amino acids)
Biological process (GO): receptor guanylyl cyclase signaling pathway; intracellular signal transduction; cGMP biosynthetic process
Molecular function (GO): guanylate cyclase activity; peptide receptor activity
Source: RefSeq, a predicted model, not a curated record
ACUUGUCAUUCUUCAUGCUUUCAUGGAUCAGACUCUUUCUGUUAAUCUUUCAGGUGAGUUCAGAGUGUGCACCAUACUAUGCCAGACUAUAGGUGAUGCCUACAUGGUGGUUGGCGGUGUGCCUGUUCCUACAGACACUCAUGCAGAGCGGGUGGCAAACUUUGCCCUCAGUAUGAGAACUGCUGCGAGAGAAGUGACUAACCCUAUCACACGACAAUCCUUACAGAUCAGAGUAGGCCUGAAUACGGGUUCAGUUUUGGCUGGUGUUGUAGGUGAGAAGAUGCCACAUUACUGCUUGUUUGGAGACACGGUUAAUACAGCCUCUCGGAUGGAGAGCCACGGAGUUCCUGAUCACAUACACCUGAGCCCAUUCACAUACAGUGUGUUAAAGUAUAAAAAAAUCUUUGAGAUUGCUGAGAGGGGAGAGAUCGAAGUGAAAGGCAAAGGCCUGAUGAGAACAUACUUCCUGCUGAUGAACCUCCAAAAGAGCAAAAAAAACCCCAAAAAAACACAUCAUGGGCUUGGUUGCUGA